Messenger RNA from Acanthoscelides obtectus, 2401 nucleotides. The record is from the annotation of a GenBank genome assembly. NCBI's taxonomy places the organism in Eukaryota, Metazoa, Arthropoda, Insecta, Coleoptera, Chrysomelidae.
AUUUGACUGACUUGACGCUUUAUUUUGGCGGCAACUGAGAAGUCUAGAACUGGCAGGGCAAGAAGUUGUUUUUUAAUUAUAAUUCUGUUUCUGACUAUCUGAAAUUUUUUUCAAGAUGAGUGUACUGUGGGCAGACAAAUACCGCCCAAAGGAGCUUUCUGCUCUUGAUUAUCAUAAGGAACAAGCUGCUAAUCUGAAAGACCUGACAAAAGAAGGUGAUUUCCCCCAUUUGCUAGUUUACGGUCCUCUUGGGGCUGGCAAGAAAACCCGUAUCAUGUGCCUGCUACGCGAACUCUAUGGUCCCGGUGUCGAAAGACUCAAAAUGGAAACAAUGUCCUUUACAACGCCAUCAAAUAAGAAGUUGGAAAUUACUACAGUAAGCAGUAUAUACCAUAUUGAAGUGAAUCCUAGUGAUGUUGGAAUAUAUGACAGAGUUGUUAUCAUGGACCUAAUCAAACAUGUAGCACAGACCCAGCAACUUAACGUAAAUGCUCAAAGGGAGUUCAAGGUGAUUGUCUUAACAGAUGUUGAUGAUCUUACUAAAGAAGCUCAGCAUGCGUUGAGGAGGACCAUGGAGAAAUACAUCUCAAAUUGUAGGAUAAUCCUUUGUGCCACCACAAUCUCUAGAGUUAUUCCUGCCAUUAGGUCUCGAUGUUUGUGUAUAAGAGUACCAGCACCUACAGAAGAUACUAUCGUAACCAUUCUGCAAAAUGUUUGUAAGAAGGAAGAUGUUAAUUUACCAUUGGCUUUUGCAAAAAAAAUUGUGGAUGUAUCUAAUAGAAACCUUCGAAGAGCUCUUUUGAUUUGUGAAGCUUGCAAAGUGGAACAAUAUCCAUUCACAGAAAAUCAACAAGUGCCAGAGCCUGACUGGCAAAUAUUUAUUCGUAAAACAGCAGAGCAAAUGUUACAAUUACCUAACAUUAAAUCGCUAGCAAAAGUCAGACAAAAUUUCUAUGAGCUUCUAACAAAUGGCAUUCCAUCAGAAAUCAUUUUCAAAACUUUACUUGAGGAAUUGUUGAAGAAAUGUGACAGAGGCAUGAAGACAAAAGUAGUUGAAGAGGCAGCUAUAUAUGAACAUAGAAUGUCACAGGGAAAUAAGGCCAUCUUCCACUUAGAAGCUUUCGCUGUAAAGUUUAUGUACCUUUAUAAAAACAUGUUAGAACAAAUGGUGGAAGUCUAUUGAGGAUAUACUUACUAGGAAGUUACAUGAUACCUGAGCUUUUAUAGGCUCAAACACUGAAAGAACAUUUUUAGAACACUGCUGCAGUUAUUCCCUAACUUCUCAGGAUUCCACUAUUGCUGGUCUUUCCUUGUUUAUAUAAAAUAUAAUUUUGAGCCUUUUCUAUUUUUAUUAAAAGUAUUGUUAGUUGAAACUUUUGCUUUUGUGUUUUACAAGAUCCUGACUGUAGAGAAUGUUAACGUAAGUAGCAGGUCAGACUUCAAGUGGUGAUGCAAAGGGAGAAAGUUUACAUUAACACCGUUCUGUAAAUGUGUUGAUUUUAAAAUACAGGGUCUCACACUCUUUUUAUUGGAGAAAAUCAUAACCCUUUAGGCAAUUUUGUUGGAAUUUAGCAGGCAUAGAUGCUCCACAAAAAAUGUAACAUGUCAUUUAAGAAAAACACAUUUGCCUACAAAAUUCCAACAAAAUCAGUCACUUAUUAUGGUAUUUGCAAAUCAAAUUGUGAAAGUUUGAUACCUUGUAUCUUUAGAAAGAUAUGAAUCCAUGUUUAUAACAUAAAUAUUAAUCUGAAUCUGUGGCUUGGCUCACGUGUGAAGUACUGUAAAGUAUACAUCAUUCAUUUUGCAUUUGUGUGGAGGAAAUUGGUUUCAGUCACCGAAAUGCUAUACCUAUUCAAAGUAAUGCAACAAUAAAGUAAUUUCAAAUGUGUAAUCAAAAUAAGUAGUAUGUGAAGUAUCUCACAGACUGUGUAGCAUAUCUUAAUAUGUAUGCUUAGAGUAUUAUAACAAUUGUCAUAUAGUUGUCCAAGCAGUCACCAUUUAUUUCAAGGCAUUUUGGGUAAUAAAAUUAUUUGUUGUAUCAUUUGUAGCUGAGCCGUCCUUAGCAGAUACGAGACCUGGGGCAAAACCUUUUUGCAAGGCCUUCUCUUGAAGAAAGUAGCCUACUCCGAAAAUUAUUUAAAAUUCCCAUGCAAAAAGGUGUUUUUAGCAUUUUUGAUGAGUCAUUUCAUCUCAAAACAAUUAUAUACGUCAUUUUUUUUUCAUUUGCCAGGGUUCGAGUCUAUGUUUAUUUGUGAUGUAAGUAUACAAUAUUUCACUCUGUGUAAAGAAAUGAGAUAAUGAUUUAUGACAAUGGUCUAUACUCUUCCACUUUAAUUUUUUAAGCAAUGAAUGAUCAGGAAAAUUAUAAUAAAAUUUAGGUCUGCCAGGAAAUCAAAUCGUA